Molecule: messenger RNA, 2532 nt
Organism: Chlamydomonas reinhardtii
Lineage: Eukaryota; Viridiplantae; Chlorophyta; Chlorophyceae; Chlamydomonadales; Chlamydomonadaceae
Exons: 12
Coding region: 95-1765 (556 amino acids)
Biological process (GO): regulation of gene expression
Cellular component (GO): nucleus
Molecular function (GO): protein binding
Source: RefSeq, a predicted model, not a curated record
CGGAACUCAGCACGGAUCCACCAUCGGCCGAGUUUUCACGAAGAGUCCUUAGUGCUUCUUCACUUGAUCAAUAGCAUAGUGCACAACAGCUACAAUGCCUGCAGCUGAUUUUGUCAAGGAAAUCCAGGCCCGCAAGUUGAAACCGGUCCAGGACAGGCUGAAGAAGGAAAAGGCAUCGCAGAAGUAUACGCCAGACCCAAAGAAGCCUGGCGAGUACCACUCGCUCUUACACGUAGCAGCAGCGACUGGGGAUGUGCCCAUUCUCGACGCGCUGCUUGCCGCAGCCGCCGAUGUGACAGCUGUAGAUCAGGACAACAACACCGCGCUCCACUGGGCCUGCCGGAGUGAUGCGGGCGCCAAGACAGUCGAGGCGCUGCUGAAGAAGAAGGCUAAGCUGGAUGCGGUGAACAAGGCAGGCCUGACGCCGCUGGCGGUGGCGGCGGCGGCGGGCGCGGGCGCGGUGGUGGAUGUGCUACUCAAGGCAGGCGCCAAAGCUGACUUUGCGCCGGCGGGCGGCCCCACGCCCCUACACGCGGCCAUUGCCGCAACUUGCGGCGGUGGAGCCGCCAGCACCACCACCGGGGUGGAGGGCAGCCCGGCCGCCGCCUCCGCCUCGGCCUCUGGUUCGGGGUGUCUGAAGCCGUCGCUCAUGUUGGCAGUGGUAGACAAGCUGGUGGCGGCGGGGGCACCACUGGCCGGCAAGGACGCGGGCGGCCGCACUCCCCUGAUGGUGCUGGUGGGCGCGGGCCGGGUGGCGGAGGCGCUGCAGCUGAUGGAGCGGCCCGGCGUGGGGCUGGACGAGCAGGACGCCUCCGGGCUGAGUGUGCUGCAGCGCGAGGUGGCGGGCGGCCCCGGGUCGGCCGGGUCACAUGCGGCCCCCCCGCCGCCGCACAUGGACCUGGUGCGGGGCCUGGUGGGCAAGGGUGCCAGCGCCGACCUGCAGGACCCGGGCAGCAAGGACACGCCGCUGCACGUGGCGGCGCGGCGGGGUGAUGCGGCGCUGGUGGCGGCGCUGCUGCCGGCGGUGAAGAAGCACUACGCCCGCAAUGGCGCCAAGCUGACGGCGGCAGAGGUGGCGUUGCUGGAGGCACCGGCGGCGCCGGCGGAGGGGCCGGCGGCGGCAGCAGGGGGCGGCGCCGCCAUUGCGGAGGCCAUUGUGGCUGCGGGCGGCGAGCCGGGGGAGGCUGGGAUGGGGCUGAUGCGGGCGGCGGUGGAGAGGAAGGCCGACGGACUGGCAGCCAAGCUGGUGCCGUUGCUCAAGCCGGCGGUGUUCACGUCCCUGGAUCUUGACUUCACGCGGCUUGUGGCGGCGGGGCUGGGCAAGGCCGCCAUGGCCUACGUGGCGCGCUUCGAGCCCGAGCACGCCGCCGCGGACUGUGUGGUGGAUGAGGCCAGCGGCAACAGCCACCUACACCUGGUGGCGGAGGCAGGGGCGGCGGCGGAGGUGGUGUCGGCGCUACUGUCUCUGGGCCUGUCGCCCAACGUGGUGAACAAGGAAGGCGACACGCCGCUGCACCUGGCGGCGCGAGGGGGGCACAUUGAGGCCUGCAGAGCGCUUGUGGCGGGCGGCGCGGACUUGCUCCGCCGCAACAACAAGAACCGCACCCCCAAGACCCAGCUCAAGCUGCCGGAGGCCGCCAAGGCGUACCUGGAGGUGGCGGAGGAGGAGUUCAAGGCCGCCAAGGAGGCGAAGAAGUCGGCGCUGUGGGACGACAAGAUGAAGGGCACGCAGACGGAGAGCGCGUUUGGGGUGCGCGUCAUGUGAUCGGUGAGGAGGACUGGAGGAGGACGAGGAGGAGGAGCAGGAGGAGGGUGGCGAUGCGUGCCGCAAGCGAAGCGAUGAGGUCAUGAGGGGCACUGAGAAAGCGUGCGUGCGGCGUGCGGGUGCGUGUGGUGUUGGUUCGAUUUAAAUCCAGCGAAAGGAACAACAGACGCAUAGCGCGAUGCAGUCCACGACGAGCCGCAUGGUGGAACGGCGGGAUGAUAGACAGCGUGUGGAAUGCAGGGGAGGAGUUAGGGGCGGGUGGAAGCGUGUGGAAUGCAGGGGAGGAGUUAGGGGCUGGGGUGUCGCGGCUGUUGUUUAAAUGCGAGGACGCGAGGGCAGGCAGCCGCACUGCCGCAGCAAUCCCGCACGCUUCGACCCGUAGUCAAGGGCGUGCUGGCAAGAUCGGCAGGGCGCACGCAUAUGUCCCGGUUUGCAACGUUAUUGUGUGUUUAGUUGCCUACCGUAAGAAUCAGAGGAGAUGCCGUACAGUCUGAGCGUGUGAGAUUCAGGACUGCGGCAGCCAUAUCAAGGGCGGUGGCAGGGGUCGUAUCUUGUUUUCGGGGUGAUGUCUAGCUCCAGACAAAAACGGCCGGGUGGCCGCCGUCUUUUGUCACGGCACAUGGCGGUUUGGUGGCUUCUCCAUAGGCAUUCGGACAAAACCCGCCCCAAAACCGGGCGGACAAUGUCUUGCCUCAGACAUUAGUCCCCGGGAGGAAUGUCUAGGAAACGGCCAAAAUGGCCAAUUAAUGUCUGGAGACAUUAAGAUA